This is a messenger RNA of Anopheles coluzzii, 5320 nucleotides long. It is a transcript of the gene Dop1R1, whose product is annotated as dopamine receptor 1. Lineage: Eukaryota; Metazoa; Arthropoda; Insecta; Diptera; Culicidae. Gene Ontology annotation, molecular function: G protein-coupled receptor activity. The transcript has 7 exons. Gene Ontology annotation, cellular component: membrane. The coding region runs from base 887 to 2224 and encodes 445 amino acids. The record is from RefSeq and is a predicted model, not a curated record. Gene Ontology annotation, biological process: adenylate cyclase-activating adrenergic receptor signaling pathway.
GAACUGGGCAACGUGUAAUGGUGAAAGGUUAAUGGAGAAGCUAGCACAUAAGUCCUAGCAAAUGUGGCUAGUGCGAAACUUUGCGCGGGAAGGGCUGGUGAUUGUAAUCUUGGCAGCUUGUGAAUAAAAGAUGAGACUCUGUUGCGUGCCCACGUGUCGGUUUGUUUGUGGCCGGCUAGAGGGAUUGAUCCGUGUGAUAAUGCCUCUAUCCGCCAGUAUUAGCACUCCAUAACUAUGCGUGUGUAGCUAUUUGAAUAGUGCGUCCAAAUUAUAAGCGUUGUAUUCUAUCGAAGCCGGGGGUUAGAAGGGAUUGAUUGUGAGACGAUUUAAGUGGUUGCUUCGCACGAAAUGAAAAUUAGAUCAUUCAUUCAAUGCCCUGAGAAAAAUAGCUACCCUGGAAAACGGAACAAAUAGUGCAACGGUUGUUUUCCACAGAGCAGCACACAUUCCGUCGGUCGUGUCAAAAAACUCAGCAUAAAAUUAUUAUUUCCACAUGAAAACCAGUGAACCAGUUGGUGCGAAUAGUGUGUGUGAAUUUUCAUUUCAAGUGCAACAGUGUAAAUGUAUUUCGUGCAUGAUAAAUUAAACAUCAUUGUGACAGCUAACCAUGUUUGAAAAAAUGCAUUCAAUUACAUUGCACUUUCCGCCGUUCGAUGGGCAACGGAAAGUCGUGCUUGUGCAUCUGCACCUAAACUAAGGUAGCGCAUCGUGUUUGGUGUACUAUUUCGAUUAAGGGUGUGGUUUCGUAUGCGUGUGCAACUGAAGCCCCAGGCGUAUCUGGAGGCUAAGUUAUAACAGAAACAGGAGCAACAGCAGCAGCAGCAGCAGCAGCAGUACAGGGAGCUGAAACAAGCCAUCAUCCCAUUUGAAGCCAAUUCCCGCCAGGAUGGACAUCGAUAUCAUCGAUAUCCGGACACUAGGCUACCUUUCCAGUACAAGCACGGUUGUGUCUGCAACGACAAUCGGUAAUCUGACGUCGGUGAAUCAAACCGAUGGCUCGGGAGAUGGCAGUGGGAGUGGUACGGGUGCUAGCAGUGGGACAGGUAUUCCGGGCGGACCCGGUGAGGACACCGAUGAUGACGAUGUUGAUGUCUUAUCGCCCCUGUCGAUGUCAUUUCUCGGUGUUUUCCUUUCGAUUGUGAUAUUUCUGUCAGUUGCUGGCAACAUUCUAGUGUGUAUUGCUAUCUACACCGAGCGAAGUUUACGGCGCAUCGGAAACCUCUUCCUAGCUUCACUAGCCAUCGCCGAUCUUUUCGUUGCCUCACUUGUAAUGACUUUUGCCGGUGUCAACGACCUACUAGGUUACUGGAUAUUUGGAGCUCAGUUUUGCGACACAUGGGUCGCUUUUGAUGUGAUGUGCUCAACUGCUUCCAUUCUAAACCUGUGCGCUAUUUCGCUCGAUCGGUAUAUACACAUCAAGGAUCCUUUACGAUACGGUCGAUGGGUAACCCGACGAGUGGCUAUCGGAACAAUUGCCGUUAUUUGGCUUCUUGCAGCACUCGUAUCGUUUGUUCCAAUAUCACUCGACCUACAUCGAGACAAAAGAGACAAAACGGACACAUCGCUCAAAAUCAAUGGCAUCAAAUACGAGACCUGUGCUCUUGAUCUAACACCAACUUAUGCUGUUGUAUCUAGUUGUAUAAGCUUCUACGUACCUUGUAUAGUUAUGAUAGGUAUCUACUGCAGGUUGUACUGCUACGCUCAAAAGCACGUCAAAUCUAUUCGUGCCGUUACGCGUCCUGGAGAGAUUAGCGAAAAGCGCUACCGCAGCAUACGAAGGCCCAAAAGCAGCAAGAACAAACUUAAACUCCGCCAGCUCGCACACACCGCAUCAUCACCGUAUCACGUGUCCGAUCAUAAGGCCGCGAUCACCGUUGGUGUGAUAAUGGGCGUCUUCCUGAUCUGUUGGGUUCCGUUCUUCUGUGUUAAUAUCAUCGCCGCGUUCUGCAAGACCUGCAUUGGGCAGCAAACGUUCAAGGUGCUAUCUUGGCUCGGGUAUUCCAACUCAGCCUUCAAUCCAAUCAUCUAUUCGAUCUUCAACACCGAGUUUAGGGAAGCUUUCAAGCGAAUCCUUACCAGCCGAAGCUCCUGGUGCUGUGGCCAGGAAAUGGGAAACAUUUAUCCCCGUAGCAGCGAUCGGUACGUGACGGAUUAUGCGGCGAAAAACGUCGUGAUGAAUUCGGGCCGCUCAUCCGCCGACCUAGAGCAGGUGUCAGCGAUUUGACCUUACUAAGCAACAUCAACAACUUUACAAAGCACUAGAGCUCCCCAAUCCCAUACCCGUAACGAAGCAGCUGCAUUCUAAAGAGCUUAACCAUUCCAACACACUCACUGAGAUAGUGUCAUUGGUAGAAUAUCUGUAGAAACACGUAAAAGCAAUCGCUAGCUACAGACUUCUAGCGCUGGCUACUAAACGAUCGUACGUACGAGUCACUCACUUUCAAAUCCAUGGAAUGUUGUCACUUGUCAUACGAUUAUAGUUGCCAAUAGCUGGUGUGCGCAAACGAGCUGUACUUUAAAGCGCACUCACUUACGCCGGUUUUGACCUGUCCAACACCACCUAAUGCACAAAUACACAGAUUGCACCCCUUGACAGCUAGGGUUUAGGGAUUUAUGUUCUCGCUGUUGUUGAUGUUGAAAUUGUAGAGUGUAAAAUCAAUAUGAAGAAACCAAAACGGACAAAGAAUCGAAAAGUUUAGCGUGCCGUUUGUAGUAAAAUCCUUUUGAUGCAGUUGCAAGCGGUCCAAUACUCUACCGAGGCAAACCCUAAUAUAAAAAAAUACUCACAUAUCUGCCAAUAUUUUCGAAGCUAUGUAGAUUCAUUAGGUAGAUUUAUAAGAGACAGAGUACCACAAAUAGGAAAAACGAUCGAAUAAAUAUGUAGACGACUAAGAUCGAUUAAUACUAGAACACCCCCAGUGAUAGAUAAAUUAAAUGUUUUUUUGUUUCUAAAAAAUGCGACGUUUUUACCAAGAGGAUAUACGCGUAGAAAACUUCUAACAUUUCCAUAAUAACUUCUUUGAUGUCUCAUUCGAUAUGCAUGUUAGAAGUGAUCCCCAGAGCGAACAGUUUUUCCAUCACUGUACCCAUUUCAUAAAAGCAAACUUUUUAUGACACGAAUUUGUUUUACGAAAGUGCCACUGACGCUGAAGUGAUAUUCUUAUCAAAUUGAAACUAUUUUAUUUUGUCAAUUGAUAUUAUUUAUUAUAUGUUUCUGUUUGUUGCAUCGUGUUACCACUCACCGAAUCUCUCACUAAUUACCGACUAUCUUCCGAACGUGAUUCACGUACAUGAACACUUGCUCUCAUUUUAUCACGAACAUAAUUACACCACUCGUCUAAAAAGUAAAGUUACUUGAUGAUAAGACUGAUUACUGAUUAUUUAUUGAAGCAUUAGAUGAUAAAAAUAAGUAAGGUCGAGCAAGAAACAAAAAACAUUACCCGUUGUGAAGUGUAUAAAGAGCGAUCAUGUUCGUAACGCUAGGGCAGCAGGGUUUACUGUAAUGUUACUUUUUUGUUAAGCAACAGCCAUUACACACGAUUUAAUACUAUCCACCAAUAUGAACCAAAGUGCUGCACGAAACUAAUACCCUGAUACAAUCAUGUUUCUUUAUCGUACAAAUUGUUAAUCACUAAAGAAUUUAUUCACCAUCUAUCACGAUAGUCGCCCUCCCCCUCCUAUACAAUAGUUUUCAAUUCUACUACUAGGGCGAAAACGAUGUGUAAGAUAACAGAGAGUAUUUAGUUGAUGUGAAUGUUUAAGGAAUCGGUAUUAAUAUAGGUCUGUGUAAAACCGUGUAUAUGUGAUACGUAGGUCACGAAACUUGCUGAUAAUCACCAAAUAUUUGACACAAGUUCUUCAGGUCUAGCAAUGUUCAACUAAAAAACAACAUAUUUUUUACAAUAAAAAUGAUCCGUUGUAUGGAAAAGUAUUGUGACUAAGUGAUCUUUUUUUAAUUUCAAAACAUUUGCAUCUACCUACCACAAAUAAAAUCGCAAAUUUGAUUUUCCAAAAAAUAUAAAGUUAUAUGAUGUUAAGAAGAUUCGCUGUUGGGUUUGUUGUUAUAGUUGUUAUAAAAACAUUUAUGCUAUAAAAUGAAUUGGUAAACAUUUUGGAUGUUUACCUGUUUUUACCAAUUCUGCACUGCUCCAUAUCGGUAAUGUUUGAAAUAAGUUACAACUGCAAAUAAGUUACAACUCUACAAAAAUCCUGCCUGUAAAUGAAGUACUCACAUUGCUCAGCCUAGGUAGCGGACAUGGGACCGGAAAACAACGUAUAGAUUUGUAAAAACCCAAAGCUGUAAUUCAUUGAUGCAGGAUUGCGUUCUAACAAUCUCUUUCAAAAAAGCAUUAGAACGAAUUGCUCUCACAUUUGCAUUGAGCGCUCCUAUUUUCAAGCAAAUAAUAAUUUAAAAAUAAGAAACGAGCGUUAGCGUAGCGAAUGUUUCAAUUUAGUCUAUAGUUUGUACCUUCCGUAGUAAGACCAAUGCCUACCGAUACCAUACCAAAUCUAAAAUGAUGGAGUUUGUUUACAUCCAACGGUUACAAUAAAGAUAACAUUCGGGAUGCUGUAUGUUCAGCUAUACCAUUAGAAAAAUCCUACCUUAUCCCUUAUUACCAGCAGUGUACUUACUUACUUAUCCGACGCUACAAUGACUUGGCGGUCUUUGUCUGCUGCAGUGUACUUAUCUAUUUAAAUCAGGGGUCUCCAAACUUUUCAGUUCGCGCGCCGCAUUGCUUCACAUAUAAUGGUGUUGAGGGCCAUUUUUCCGUUGCCUGUAUCUAAUGCGAACGUUUCAAUUUCGUUUUUAUAAGAAAUCACUUGCAUAAUAUACAAAACUCCUAUAGCUUUCUAUUAUUUAAGCUUGGUCUAUGUCUCUAAAAAGCAACAAUUACAUUUUCUUUAAAAAUAGUCACAAUAAUUAACUAUUUAUUUUAACCUUCACAAAGUUGCCAUGGGCCGCAUAAUAGGUUCUCGAGGGCCGCAUGCGGGCCGCGGGCCGUAGUUUGGAGACCCCUGAUUUGAAUUAAAUCAGAAUCCCCAUUUUCUAGUAUAAGAAGACAAAAUGAUGAAUGGAAAAGAACAACAAAUAUUAAAGUAAAAAGUAGCCAAAUGGUACAAUAGGUACAGGGAAGUAUACAAUCUGACACUGAAAACUGAAGUUUGGAUACAAUUUUUGCACACUGUAAAACACAAACACACACAUCCAUGCAGAUUGUAUAAGGAAUUUGUACAGCUAACAGGAACUCCAAAGGAAAAACAUCCAUCACGCUGAUUUAAAAAUGCAAACGAUAUGAAUAAAUAUGUUGUCUUUGGAUAA